AUGAUGUUUAGUUCUGCGUUAAAAAGCACUAUUGAAGAACUUGUUUAUGAUAAAAAAGAAAAUGAAAUCAUAUCUUUCGAAGAACUAGAUAAACCCCCAUUCAAAGAACUUAGGGACUAUGAAAGGGAACAAUCCAACGCAUUCUUUUCUGUGGAAUCACAUAAAAUUCGGAAUUUGAAAAACAAACACAGCCUUGUCGGGCUAAUCAAAGUUGGUGGUGAUGACGAUAACAUUUACAUAAAAACCGAGGAUCUUGAAAUUUCUAAGAAGCCUUUCGAUGGUGGUUCAACCUGCCGAAUGUAUAAAGGGAAAUUUCAAAACCACGGGGUCGUUAUGGAUGUUGCGUGCAAGGAAUUUGUGGUAAGGUUUACAGGGAAACAUAAAAAGCGUCUUGAAAAGGAAUUACGAUGCAUAAAAAAGCUGCAGCACCCUAACGUCGUGCGACACCUAGGCAUGGACGUAUCGCGUAACGUCAUUGUUACCGAGUAUCUAGAAAAGCAUAUCACUAUGUCAGAUGAAUUGAUGACAGUGAAUAAUGCGCGGCAAUUAUUAGACUCUCUUGAAUGUGACUUACCAUGGAGCAGCAGGCUGGACAUUAUCCAACAGGCAUCCUUGGGGUUGUCCUUUCUUCAUGAAAAGCAAGUUGUACAUUCCGACUUUAAAGCGGGCAAUGUAUUUAUUGGCGGUGGAAAAGAUGACAGGUACAUUGUCAAAAUAGGCGAUUUUGGACAGGCGACAUUCGACUACCAUCAGUUUUCUUUAUCACAAGCGACAUCGUUGGUAAAUAGUUCAACAAUGAAAGCAAGUGAGAAGACAAGGGUUGCCCUUGGUACAGCGCCUUACACAGCUCCUGAGCUUACUGAAAUCGGAGCUCAAAGAAAUGUGAAAAGUGAUGUGUACAGCUUUGGAAUGGUAAUGGUUGAAUUCACUCUUCCUGAUCGUUCUCAUCCAUGGGAGGGAGAAAUAGGUACAUGUGAUCUCAUUUAUCACCACGUAAAGCAAGGGAAAAGGCCAAAUAUUUCAAGUGCGUCUUUUGAUGGCCUGACAGAUGAUCAAAAGGAAAAGUGGACAGCGAUUAUCGAACUUUGCUGGGUCCAAGAUCUGUCCCAAAGGCCAACUAUGACUGCUGUAAAAGACAUGCUUUUUAACUUGUCCACCUUUCGAAAACCAACAAAGAAAAACAAAGUUGUUAAAAGUACUCUUAUCGAUGUCGUCAAUAUACCGCUUUCUUUGCAUCAAGGCAGUGCAAUUGAACGAGUUGGGGAAGUUGUAGCUGAAAUGUCAGAAGAAAACCCGGACAUCUCAAAUGAGUUGAACGAGGAUAUUGAAGCCUAUGUUCAGAAACAGGAUGGGACGAAUUCUUGUUCUUUUCUGGGAGUCAAGAACGCAGACGUCGUUUAUUGUCAGCCAACUCUUGUCAAAGACCAAACUUUACUGAAGCAGGCAAUCGAAAAAACAAUAUCUGAUUUCCCUCCCAUAAUAAACGAGUUUCGUAAUCGUAGCGAGUUUUAUAACGCGGAGGAAGCCUUGGGGAUCCUUAGCUCUCGAAAACUUCUGAGUUUUGAGUACACUUUUAAAGAGUUAAUAACAGACCAACUAUGCAAAGAUCCUGAGCUUAAAAAAGAACUUCUCGAGAAAGCCAUCUUAAGACUAAGUGAGGAAGACCCUUCUGUGGGCCUUUACACCUGCUCUCCGAUUUGUUUAACAGUAGGUUUUGUAGAGAAUUCCUAUAUAUUGAUAGAUACACACCAUAUCGGGGAGACACUCAAUGGGAAUGGGAAUGCAUUUAUCAAAAUCCUUAAAUGCCAAAUGAAUGAGCAGUCACGGAUUGCUGGAGCGAAGGCGGUAAUGACUUGGAUAACCCAAAGAAUGUCCAGUAUUCUUGGUGAUCAAAAAGGGCCAGAAUCGCUAUUUCGUCUGUCUAAGAAAAACAGAGAAAACCAUUUUGAGUCGGUCUGCGAUAUCUCCUUGUCAGACGAUGACGAAGAUGUUCUCCUUGCUAGUUUCAUGGAUAACACCCCUGAAGAUAUCAAGAAUGUUGAUGGAAUAGAGGAACAAGAUAUGGACGUUUCUGUUGAUCAAAAUUUAAUUAAAGAGCUGUGGCAAAAACCGUCACCUGAAGACAAAAAAGGUGAGAAGGAGGAAAUCCUUUGGAAGGGAUACCUCACUAAAUUUGGUCUGUCUUCCUUAAAGGAGUUCCAGCUGGAAGCAAUACGCGCUAUUGAAAGGGGGAAAAAUGUGAUCGUCAUUCAAAAGACAGGAAGCGGAAAGAGCAUUUGCUUUCAAUUGCCUUCCAUUUUUGAUGACAGUAAGUUUUCAGUGGUGAUAUGCCCGACCGUUUCACUUAUUAACUCUCAAGUGGAAAGCUUAAGUGCCUUCGGCAUCAGUGCAGUUGCUGUUGGACCACAACACGAAUUAGAACAUUCAACGUUUGACGACAACAUUCCUUCUUUGAUUUAUACAACCCCUGAAUAUUUUGACAUGAAGCUGAAAUAUUUCCUAGGCGCAUACCUUUCCAAAAUACAUAUGAUUGUAAUCGAUGAAGUCCACAAAGUCUUUGAUAGGAAUUCUGAAUUUCGUUCUUGCUACGAACAUCUGCGCAAUCUUCAUCAGGCGUUCCCGGGAAUUCCUGUCAUGGCUUUGACAGCAACUUUGAAUGACACCCAGAUAAAAUCGCUGUGCGAAGAGUACUUGAGUUUCCCAGUUUUGAUUCGUUCCAGUGCUGACCGCCCUAAUAUAAAAAUUAAUGUUGCGUCAUACCAGGGAAAGCGUCCGGUAAAAGGCGACAGAAACAGUAUUUGGAUGACUACGGCCAAGCAGAUUUCAAAACUCCUUGGAAAAGAAUAUAGAAUUGUGUAUAUGGACUUCAAAAAGGACGUAGAAAUUAUGACGGAUUGUCUGAAGCAGGCUGGCAUGCAAGACGUCAAAUCAUAUCAUGGUGGAAUAAGAUUGGAAGAAAAGAAAAAAAUCGAUUCGUCCUUUAGAAACAAAGAGUUUCAAGUCUUAGUAGCCACCGAAUCCUAUGAAGUUGGGACGCACAGCCCCCAUGUGCAGUCUGUAAUACGCAUAGGGUGUAUGCGUAACCAGGGAGUCCUUAUCCAAGAGUUUGGAAGAGCUGGAAGAAGUGGUGAACAGUCCGAUGGCUACUUGUGGUUUAAUGAAUACAAAGAUGACCAGAGGCUGUCUUUCUGGGUCCUGGGGUGCAGUCAAGAAGAAAGCGUAAAGAUAAAAGAUAUGUAUAAAGAUUCUUGGCGUUGGAUAUACGGUGUAUACAAUGGCAGCUGCUUAAGAGAGGGACUUCUAAACGGAUAUGAAGACCAAACUAUAAUCAACCUAGACUCUCCGAGCGGUGAAUGCUGCACCGGAUGUGACAUAAAAGAAAAUCACGAGAAGGAUUUCGAUGCGCAAGACACAAUUCGUCUAUUGUUAUCUGCGAUUCAAGAAAUAUCAAAAAUAACCAACCCAAAUGAAGACAAAAUUGUUUCAUGGCUCCUUGGCGCAAAAAGGGAUUGGCUGUCUAAGCCAGAAGUGCAGAAGGCAAUCGAGAAGUCGUCGACUUAUGGUGUAGGCACGUUGCACAAAGGUAAUAAACUAGAUAGAAUGUGGUGGUCAAGGCAUCUGCGACAAGCUAUCCAUCUAAAUUUGACUGAAAUUGAUUUCUGUAUUAUCAAGACACCCAGCUUUACUAACACGUCCAGAAUAUACAAAUCUACCAAAAAAGGGGAGGAGUUCUUAAAAUCACCUUCCCAGUUGAUGGUAUUAUCUCCUGCUGUUGACCCGCUUGAUCAGACUCCUUUUAAAAAAGCAACUAAAGAAAAGAAAUCCAACACUAGCGGAAGAGGAAUCCACCUCUUGCCGAAACUUAAACUUGAAAUUAGCAAGAACAGCAACUGGUUUAUUAUCGAAAAAAGAGAUGACUACCAGUUCCCCGGUUUUAAUCAUGCAAAACUUGGAUUUUGCGAAGACAUUAAAAAAUUUCCGAAUUUCAAUCAGCAUAAAAGGAUCCAUUUUAUGUGGGACGAUAACCAAUUAACAAAAAAACACUCUAAUACUCGCCUAUGCACCCUACUCAUCGAAGGCAAAAGGGAAGAAAUAUACGUGCGGCGUGCACAGUGUGAAGGCGUUAAGGCAUGCGAGGCUGAUGGAUGUCCGUACACAGUAUCUAAUAGACAAAAAAAGAACAAAUGUCAAAAGCACGAGGAAACACACAGACUCAAAAUGCUUGGACCAUGCCCCGCGCAAAUGAUUUAUGCUUGGCCUAAAGAAGAUGAUGGCAGACGCUGGAUAGGUAUACUUCCAGACGCCAAGCACAACCAUGCAAAGCCUGCACCGCAUCUGGUAACACAAGAUGUUAAAGAAAGUAUCAGCAAGGCCUUGUGUAAGGAUUCCUCUUUGACAACAAAAGAUUUACAAAAAGGUUAUGGAUUGGGGAUUAUACCAGGAGAGGUCUGCCCAGCGGCAUCUAAUCCCGAAAGAAUUAGACGUGAAAGAGCAAAAUUGAUACGGAAUGGGACAAUGACCAAUAAGAAACUUGCGCCUCUCCAAAAAAUUUUAGAAUUCGAAAAAAUCAUAAACAAAGUACAAAAUGAGCAAGACGGAGGAGAUGAGGAAAUGACAAAAAAGGUCAAUGACAUGAUGGGAAAUUACCAGAUGGAUGGGAUGGAAUAUUCAUUUAAGCCAGGGAGAAAACAUGCUUUCUUCAUGUCACCAUACCAAGCCAAACUCUUGAGUGAAGCGGAUGAGCUGUUUGCUGAUAUCACGUACACUGGUAACGAAGACUUCCCGUAUUUGCUGAAUAUGGUCGUUUUUAACCCCACCACUGUACACUAUCAAGCUGUGGGAAGAGUGCUGUGCGAUAAACAGGAUGGAGUGUCAUACGCAAUCUCUAUUUAUGAAGUUUUUUCUCAUGUUACUAAACAUUUUCCAAAUUUCAAGAAUGGAAAGGAGCUAGUCAAUAUCUUAGUUGAUUUCGAUGACGCCGAGUACAACGGUUUUGAGACAGUGCUUGGAAAAGAACUUGUCGAAAAGUUAAUUAGAGGCUGCUCAGUACAUUGGAUGAGAUCUGUAAAUAGAGGUUCUAAAAUAUUGUGCCAGUCAAAGGAGGAGGAGCAAAUAUUCAAAGCACUUGGAAGAUGCAUAGAGAGUAUUGAGAAGAAAGAGGAUGUCAUGGACGUGUUUGAUGUUUUAUCUGUUAAAAAAGAAUUGAAAGUUGCUAAAUCCUUUUUAAAGGACGAAAGUCAAAAAUCUUUAUGCGAUACACUAGAGAACAUGCAUUGGAAAAGAGGAAAACACUGGGCUGCAUGGUGGACAAGACCACGUCAUCUACAAAUGUUCACAAAGGCAUUCACUUUAAAAGAAACAGACGACUGGGCUUCUCUAUCAAGCACGACCAAUCCGGUAGAGUCAAUCAACCGCCAAACCUUUAAAUMAAAAAAUAAUCUAAAUUUUAUUCUAGAAAAUAUGUACAUGGAAGACAGAGUCCAUGCUGCAAAAGUCGUUGCCCGGUCUAAUAACGUCAACAUCGAUUUUACGACAGCAAAUGCACGACGAAAUAGGAAACGAAAGCGCUCAAGCUUGACUAACGACAAAAAGGAUAGUACAAAUGGUCCGCCAGACAGAACGAGCGACAUUCAUGACGCAAAGCGACCGCGAAGAAGAGGAAGAGGAUUAAUCAACAGCUCUGUUGAAGUGGAAUACAACGAGAAGAAUAAAGAAGGCAAAUUGGAGUACCUUGGUUGGUUAACGGGCACUGUGACUGCCUAUAAUAGUAGGAGAGGUUAUCUUGUCCAAUUUGACAAUCAAAAGGACGAGAAUGGUAAUGAAACUGGAGAAUGGAGUGACUGGUUCCAUCAAUGA
Exaiptasia diaphana is the source of this 5856-nucleotide messenger RNA. RefSeq lists its product as uncharacterized. Gene Ontology annotation, biological process: double-strand break repair via homologous recombination; protein phosphorylation. The transcript is spliced from 2 exons. Bases 1 to 5856 code for a protein of 1951 amino acids. NCBI's taxonomy places the organism in Eukaryota, Metazoa, Cnidaria, Anthozoa, Actiniaria, Aiptasiidae. The record is from RefSeq and is a predicted model, not a curated record. Gene Ontology annotation, cellular component: chromosome; cytoplasm. Gene Ontology annotation, molecular function: four-way junction helicase activity; protein kinase activity; 3'-5' DNA helicase activity.